Messenger RNA from Mesorhabditis belari, 333 nucleotides. Lineage: Eukaryota; Metazoa; Nematoda; Chromadorea; Rhabditida; Rhabditidae. The record is from the annotation of a GenBank genome assembly.
AUGACUCUCGGUGAUGGCAAUAUCGAGUGUUAUGUGGGCUCACCGACACCUGGACAAAGCACGGCUCAAGUUGCAACAGCGACAUUGUGUGCAAAUUGCAAAUAUUGUCUGAAAUUGAGUGGAACUCUCGGCGGAGCGACGUUUACUUAUCGAGGCUGUGGAUGCUUGAAUCAGCAAUAUCCCUACACUUGUUCGUCAACGCAAACGCAAAGCAGCAUCUCGAGUGUUCCAGGUUUUUCGGGAAACGCCUACUGUUGUUCAGGAGAUCGUUGCAAUGCGGCUCCAACUUCUUCAGUUCUCAUCAUCGGCCUUCUUCUCUGCAUCACCUUUUUC